GGACUGCAUAAUCUUCAUGGAAACUUUAAUGUUCCAAACAUGCCAGGUGCACUUGGAUCGAGAAGUACAACUAUGAAUAACAUUGCUUCAAGUGGGUUGCAACAAGCUUCUGGCAACCUUUCUACCGGACGUUUUGCAUCCAACAACCUUCCAGUUGCUCUUUCUCAGGGAUGGCAAGUAGGGGUGGUAUGAAUGUCAUAGGAAACCAAGGGUAUAGUAGCAGCACUAAUGGAGUUGGUGGUUCUAUCCCAGGGAUCCUACCAACAUCUGCUGCAAUUGGCAAUCGGACGUCUGUUCCCGGUCUUGGUGUGUCUCCGGUCUUAGGAAAUGCAGGGCAAUGGAUUACAAGUUCAAUGGGUAGUAUAGUUGGUGGGGGCAACAUUGGCCGAAAUAUUAGCUCAGGUGGAAGCAUUACACACUUUCAAGACUUUGUGGUCUGGAAUUAUACCCCCCCUCCAUCAAUCAACAAUAGCAUCAAGAUGGAAGUUGGAAUUGAGGACUGCCUUCAUAUCGAGUUUGAGUACAAUAAGGGUAAGUAUGCAAUGCUAACUCUCAUGACUCAGAACCUCCUACCCCCCAUGCACUCAUGA
Messenger RNA from Salvia miltiorrhiza (redroot sage), 590 nucleotides. RefSeq names its product probable NOT transcription complex subunit VIP2. The coding region runs from base 171 to 590 and encodes 139 amino acids. The transcript has 4 exons. NCBI's taxonomy places the organism in Eukaryota, Viridiplantae, Streptophyta, Magnoliopsida, Lamiales, Lamiaceae. The record is from RefSeq and is a predicted model, not a curated record. Gene Ontology annotation, biological process: retrograde transport, endosome to Golgi; intracellular protein transport. Gene Ontology annotation, cellular component: endosome; retromer complex.